Molecule: messenger RNA, 2225 nt
Organism: Nothoprocta perdicaria
Lineage: Eukaryota; Metazoa; Chordata; Aves; Tinamiformes; Tinamidae
Gene: MOGAT2
Product: monoacylglycerol O-acyltransferase 2
Exons: 6
Coding region: 592-1599 (335 amino acids)
Biological process (GO): triglyceride biosynthetic process; diacylglycerol biosynthetic process
Cellular component (GO): endoplasmic reticulum membrane
Molecular function (GO): diacylglycerol O-acyltransferase activity; 2-acylglycerol O-acyltransferase activity
Source: RefSeq, a predicted model, not a curated record
CCCUGCAGGCUCUGUUCCCAAAACCCCCCUCCUGUGCCUUGCUGCCCUCUCCUUGCAGCUGCUUUAGCACAAGGGUCCCUUGGGAUUCCCUCUGCCCCGCACUGCAAUGCCAGAGCAGACUUUGCACGGGGACUUUUAGUUCUAUAUGGGGUCUUCACACACAGGCGAUGUGUUCCUGUUUUCCAGAAGGAGGAUAAUUAAAUCACCUGUGGUCACGCCUGGCUUAAAUGCAGGAAUGCAGGAAGAGCCUCCAUCCUUUCUGGGAGCCUCCAAGCACCGGAAAACGUGAAGGGAGAAACAUCUAGGGUGAAGAGACCCACGUGGAAAGGCAAACUGGGAUCCUAAAAGGAAUUUCCUUCCCAUGYGUGGAGGUGAAAGCAUGAGAACCUCGCCACUGAACCUCAUUGCAAGGGCUUGCAGCAGUGUCCCCUUCCUCCCCACGCAGGGACUUGGCUGCCACYGCCACUGUACGUUGCACAACUCCCUCGCCGUAGUGUAAGCCUGGGUAAACAUUGACGGAUAACUUUGCACUUUGCAUUUGCUAUCUGCGGAGCUUCCUUCUCCUUGCGGGACGUGCGCGCCGAGCCCAAGAUGAAGGUCGAGUUCGCUCCGCUCUCCCUGCCGCUGCGGAGGAGGCUUCAGACCGCCUCCGUGGUCCAGUGGGUCUUCAGCUUCCUGGCGCUAGGAUUAUGCUGUGCAGCCCUCUUCAUCUACCUCUUCUUCACACGUUUUUGGCUGAUCAGUGCCCUCUACACAGCCUGGUGGCUGAUAGACAGGGAAACACCCCAAAAAGGCGGGAGGCGGAUUCACAUCAUCCGGAACAGUGUCGUCUGGAGGCACAUGAGGGACUACUUCCCCAUCAAGCUGGUGAAGACAACGGAGCUGGACCCUCGCAAGAAUUACCUGCUGGGCUUCCACCCCCAUGGCGUCCUGGCGGCCGGGGCCUUUGUCAACUUCUGCACGGAGGCAUCAGGCUUCUCCACGCUCUUCCCAGGCAUCACGCCACACCUGAUGAUGCUCUCGCUGUGGUUUCGCAUCCCCUUCCUCAGGGACUACCUGAUGAGUGGAGGCCUGGUCCCCUCUGACAAGGAGAGCGCAUCCCAUGUGCUGCGGCGGCCUGAGGGAGGCAACUUGCUGACCAUCAUCGUCGGUGGGGCGCAGGAGGCGCUGGACGCCCGACCAGGCUCCUUCAUCUUGCUGCUGAGGAAGAGGAGGGGCUUUGUCCGCCUGGCCAUCGAGCAUGGCACCCCGCUGGUCCCUGUUUUCUCCUUCGGUGAGAACGAGCUCUACGAGCAGGUCAGCAACCCCAGGGGCUCCUGGCUGCGGUGGCUCCAGUACCAGCUCCAGCAGAUCAUGGGUGUCUCCCUGCCCCUCUUCCACGCGCGAGGCAUCUUCCAGUACAGCUUCGGGCUCGUCCCCUACCGCCGACCCAUCUACACCGUGGUUGGAAAGCCAAUUCCUGUGCAGAGGAAGCACAACCCCUCUGAGGAAGAGGUUGAUCAGUUGCAUCAGAAAUACUUAGAAGAAYUGUCCAAGCUCUUUGAGGAGCAUAAAGCGAAAUAUAACAUCCCUGAAGACAAACACCUCGAAUUUAUUUAGAGCUCCUCGUGUGAGUGUAAGCCACAGAAUUCAAGCUCCAAGUUUUCCCUCUGUCUCUGGGACUAAUUCACAAUUUURCCUUAGUCACAGUCAACAUAUGGUCGAUGCAAUGUUGGGAGCAGGACUUUUUUUUUCGCAGCAUUUCAUGGGUCUACAGUCUGUUUUCAUCUUCUCUCUGUAGGACACAGACACAAAAAGAUAAGAACAACAAAGAAAAAUCCCAUUCAACCAACUCAGCACUAUUAAAACAUCCUUGUAGAAAACUCAAAAUUUGACCCUGGCUUAGGCUAGGUUUUCAAGUUACUUCCAGAUAGAAAUGAAUUAUGGAAACUUUCUUUCAUAUUUAAUCCAAGUGCCAUUUUCUCAGACUGGCCAAGAAAAAAUUCACUCUGGAAAAUGUCCUCAAAGGUAUCUACCAGGAUAACCAGGUCUUUGCUACCACUCAGUUCUCUGACUUCAUGAAAAAUUCACAGCUUUUUUUUUUUUCUACCUAAUGGAUGGGAGUAUCUAUCUGACCGCUCAACUCAGGCCAGUCAAUAGAAAAGAGAUGAUGAGCCAUAAUUUCUGCUGAAUGUAUAUAUAUUUUAAAUUGUCAUUUGUUUGGAUUAAAUGAUUGCUCUUCUCUA